AUGGCUGCCUCUGAUCGAACUAAAAAGAUCCAUGCCCUUGUGCAGGAGAUGAAACUAGACCAUAUUCUAGCUGCACCCGAAGAUGUCAAAUCCAUCAAAAUCGAAAAUUGCAUUGGAUACACCAAAGUUCCAGUGGGAAUUGCCGGACCUCUGAGAGUAUCCGGAGCAGGCGUAGAUGGAACACUUUACGCUCCGCUAGCAACUCAAGAGGCAACCCUGGUGGCCAGUUGCUCUCGCGGGUGCAAAGCGCUAAGCGUUGCGGGUGUUCGUUUUGAGGUACUUUCCCAAGGCAUGAGUCGAGCCCCCGUCUUCAUAUUUGACAGUCCGGAGGGUGCUGUUCUGUUUGCUCGAGGAUUACCAGAGAUAUUGGACGAAUUUAGCCAGUGGGCAGCCUCAACCGGGAGAUUUGUGCGCCUUCAGAAUACGAAGAUUCACGUUCUGGGCUCUCAAGUCCAUUUGUAUUGCAACUUCCAUUGCGGAGCUGCUGCUGGCCAGAACAUGGUAACCAAAGCGGUGAACUAUGCUUGUCAUCAACUUUUGAACUCCUACGGGUCCAAGUAUCGGAUCAAGGACUGGUUCGUUGAUGGCCAGAUGUCAUCAGACAAGAAGCCUUCAUGGGGAAAUGUAAAGGCUGCGCGAGGUGUGGAAGUCAUGGCUUGGGGCUCUCUUGACAAUGAGAAGAGCGUCGAAAUUCUCGGAUGCACUACCGAGCGUCUUCACCAAUUCCUUACAACCAUCACUAACGCGGGAAUCCGGAAUGGGCAAUUUGGAUCGAACGCCAACACGGCGAACGUUCUGGCUGCCAUGUUUAUUGCCACUGGACAAGAUGCGGCUAGUCUGGGAGAAGCAUGCUGGAGCCAACUGACACCAGAAUACAACCAGGAAACCAAGGUGCUGACUUUGAGUCUUUACUUCCCAUCUUUGCCAGUUGCUACUGUUGGCGGCGGUACCGGAAACGCGACUCAGAAGGAGGCUUUGCGAAUCCUACAUUGUGAUGGGCCCGAACAUAAGGAGAAGUUGGCCGGGCUUAUGGCCUCGUUUGCGCUCGCAUUGGAGAUCAGUACGGUUGCAGCCAUUUCAAAUGGUACCUUUUCUGACAGCCAUAUGAGACUUGCACGCGGUGAGAUUAUUCCUAAACUGUAA
This is a messenger RNA of Clonostachys rhizophaga, 1143 nucleotides long. Lineage: Eukaryota; Fungi; Ascomycota; Sordariomycetes; Hypocreales; Bionectriaceae. The record is from the annotation of a GenBank genome assembly.